AUGAGUAAACAUAUGUAUUCGACUGCGAACCUCACGGAUAAAGAACUGAAGGAACAGGGUAAUAGACUGUUCAGCCUACGACGCUUCGAAGAUGCAAUGAACUGUUAUACAAAAGCCAUUAUAAAAAAUCCAUCUGUUGCGACAUAUUUCACAAACCGUGCAUUAUGCCACCUCAAGAUGAAGAGAUGGGAUGCUACAUGCCAAGAUUGUCGCCGAGCACUUGACAUAGACACUAACCAUGUCAAGGGACACUUCUUCUUGGGACAGGCUUUAGUGGAGCUGGAGUGCUAUGAUGAGGCUAUCAAACAUUUACAUAGAGCGAGCGACUUGGCACGAGAACAAAAGUUGAAUUUUGGUGAUGAUAUUGCUGCACAAAUCCGCCUAGCUAGGAAAAAAAGAUGGAAUGUACAAGAGGAGAAACGUAUUGCACAGGAAAUUGAAUUACAAACUUAUUUGAAUAGGCUAAUAACAGAAGAUAUGCAGCGUAGAAUAGAAGCACUGAAAAUAGAUGAUAAUAAUGUGAACGAAGAAGAAUUGAGUGCCAAGGGAGCUAAAAUCGAAGAGGAAUGUAAUAACUACAGUAGUGAAUUAAAUAAUUUAUUCUCAAAAAUGGACGAGAGAAGAAGGAAACGUGAUGUGCCUGACUAUUUAUGUGGGAAAAUUAGUUUCGAGAUCUUGAACGAGCCGGUGAUUACUCCAAGUGGUAUCACGUAUGAGAAGAAGGAUAUUGAAGAACAUUUGGAGCGCGUUGGCCACUUCGACCCCGUGACUCGCGUGAAGUUGACCGCGGACCAGUUGAUCCCCAACUUCACGAUGAAAGAAGUCAUAGAUGCUUUUCUGCAGGAGAACGAGUGGGCGCUCGACUAUUGA
Molecule: messenger RNA, 870 nt
Organism: Arctia plantaginis
Lineage: Eukaryota; Metazoa; Arthropoda; Insecta; Lepidoptera; Erebidae
Source: the annotation of a GenBank genome assembly